Leptopilina heterotoma is the source of this 1701-nucleotide messenger RNA. RefSeq lists its product as uncharacterized. Bases 8 to 937 code for a protein of 309 amino acids. Lineage: Eukaryota; Metazoa; Arthropoda; Insecta; Hymenoptera; Figitidae. The transcript has 3 exons. The record is from RefSeq and is a predicted model, not a curated record.
AAAACGAAUGGCGAAAUUGAAUGGUAAAAACCGAGAAAAGUUAGGUAAAUUGUUUGAGAGUGCUUCAAAAGGGAUACCUCUUGAGUUCCAGCGAAAGACUUUGAAAAUUGAAGAUUUGUCUUACUGGAAGGCUACACAAUUUCGUUUCGUUCUGUUAUACUGCAGUGCAAUUGUUCUAAAGCAUGUUUUGGGUUCUUGCGCCUACAAGCACUUCCUGCUAUAUUUUGUAGCCUGUCGAAUUUUAAGUUCCUCCGAAUUUGCAGUAAAACAUCAAAGUUACGCGAAGACGCUUUUAAAAAAUUUUUUUAUUUUGAUGCCUACCUAUUUUGGAGAAGAUUGUCAAACGUUAAACAAUCACAAUCUUUUACACGUUGCUGAUGAUGUGGAACGAAUGAGAAAAUCUUUGUCAGAUUUUUCGGCUUUUCCCUUCGAAAAUUGUUUAGGCAUGUUGAAAUCAUUAAUAAGUGGACGAAAAGAUGUUGUUCCACAACUCAUUAAAAGGAUUUCUGAAAUUGAAAAUUGUCCUACGUUGUUGCCUGAAUUUAAAUUGACAGUAAAUCAACCUGUUCAACGAAUUCAAAAAGACCCACUUGUCGAAUAUAAAAACCAAACGGAAGAAAUUCAAGCUGUCACGGUAAAAGAAAUUAAAAUUCGCACUAUUCGUCCAGAUAAUACGGUGUUAUUAAAUAAUAACACUAUUCUUGAGGUUACAGGAAUCUUGAAAGUCGAUGAAAAUAUUUUUGUAGAAGGUCACGAAAUUCAAAACAUUGGUAAUUCUUUUGACUAUCCAUGCAAAUCUUCAAUAUUGGGAAUUUGGAAAUUAGGUUCAACAAGUUCUACAAGGAUGAUGAUAAAUUUAAAUCAAGUAAAAAAUAAGUGUAUCGUUUUGGACAUAGAAAAUGAGAAGCAUGCACUUAAUUUUCUACACGUAGAAUAAAAAAUUUCUUUGCAACGGUGGUCAAAAAUCAGAGGACAAAAAUUAAAAUAUGACAACUGUAAAGAUCGAAGAAAAUAAACCGAAAAUAUGGCGACAUCAAAUUCAGCAACGUAGACAUCGACAAAAUUAAUAUUAAUAUUUCUUCUCUAUUUAAUUUUUGGAAGUACAUAAACUCUUAUAACAGUUGGACACCAAUGCUUUUUGCGAUAUAAUUAAAGUUUUCGAUGAUUUAAUUUUUUAUUGCACAAUUAAAAUUCAAAAGGCUUUCUUCUCAAAUGAAAAUAGCAUUAAUUUGGACAUGCUACGAAUUUUAUUCACAUCAUCAUCGAAAUGUUUAGCAACACGUUCGUUACUCUAUUUCUAGACAAUGCAAAAGGUAUAUCAACAUUGAUAGCACUGGUUUCUAUUGUUACUUUCCUUAUGUGGAUUUCACUUUUGGACAUUUGGUAAUAAGAGAUUUUUGCAAUAAUAAUCAGAAGUUUCGAAGAGCUAAUUUUGGACUAUUUAUUCUAAAAACUGUACAGAUGUUGCUGUAUUUUAGUUGGUUGGAUUAAUGGCAUUGAUGAAAAUCUUAUUACCUUUCAAUCUAGUAGAAUUUACACUCAUUUUCAGAAAGACUAGAGCAUAGGAAUUAAAAAACCCGAUUUUUGUCAGUCAGUUUUAUGUAUUUCAUUUAUAAGGGAACUGUAAAAGUUCUUUACUAACAAUGAUGAUAAAAGAUUUAAUUUUUAGUUAUAUUAACAGAUAUUUGGAAUCGUUUUAUA